Molecule: messenger RNA, 2228 nt
Organism: Astyanax mexicanus (Mexican tetra)
Lineage: Eukaryota; Metazoa; Chordata; Actinopteri; Characiformes; Acestrorhamphidae
Gene: olfml1
Product: olfactomedin-like 1
Exons: 3
Coding region: 376-1575 (399 amino acids)
Biological process (GO): signal transduction
Source: RefSeq, a predicted model, not a curated record
UUUAACUUCUCCUGCUCCUCAGAAAAGAAGAAGCACCCCUCGGUUGUUUUAGGUUUGAGAACAUGGCAGAUGCAUGAUCCUAAAGCUUUUUAAUGCAUGAUGUGAUCUGUAGCUACGCUCUGCUGCUGCGUGGGGACGUGUCAGGACAUCUGGAGACGAUUAGAAGUCCAAACAAAGCAGCAGCCUGUGAGGACCUGCCUCUGAAGUUCAUUUGGGCUGAGUAUCAGAAACUGCGUAGCGUGGAAUAAUAAACAAGCAGAUGCUUUCAGAAUUUCAGCAGACUGCACUUCUCUCAGACCGUGCUCGGAUCGGACAGAAUUUCCUCUAAUUAUUAAUACGAACUGAAAGUGAUUAAGGAGGAAAAAGGAGGUUUGGAUGCUCAGGAUGUUCUUGAAACUCGUCCCCCUGCUGUUCCUGUUCCUGGGUGCAGCACAAGCUCAAAGAACCACCCAGGAUGUGUUCAUGAUGCAAUACUUCCAGAGACGACUGCAGGAGCUGGAGGAGCGUGUAAUCAGGUGUGACCAGGACCUCCAGACCGUCAACCACAAGAUGUACGACGUUUCGGCUGAGGUGCGAGGUCAGCUCCGCGGUGUAACCGCGCUAAAGACCGAGAUGCAGGGACACAUGGAGAAUCUGGCUUUGCGAGUGGACCGCGUGGAGAGAGACGUGGAGUAUCUCCAGAACAAAAUCCCGGAACUGUCGGAGGUGGAGAUAGCAGAGUCUGUGCUGGAGGAGCAGGUGAAAGAAGCCAAGGAGAAGAAGAAAGCUGCCAUCCCGCAGAACAAAGACUGCAGCUCUCAGCUCACCGGCAUCAAGUCCCAGAAAAUCGUCAAGAAAGCUGGAGACCUGAACGGCUCCUGGAUGAGGGACCCCACCAAAGGAUCCUCAAGGAUCUACUUCUUCAGCGGCUCCAGGAACCGAACUCUGCUGGAGUUUGUCUCGAUGAAGACCUUCACUGACACUAACUGGACCAGAAUGGCUGAGGCCAUCCUGCUGCCUCUGCCCUGGCAGGGGACGGGGAGCGUGGUCCACGACGGCUUCAUCUACUACCACCACGCCGACACGAGAAACGAGGUGCUGAAAGUGCACCUCCUCAACCGCACCGUGGUUGACCGCAUGCUGCUGCCCGGCGCUGGACGCAUGCCGGCCUACGGCCUCUCCCCUCACACUCUGCUGGACCUGGCUGUGGACGAGAUGGGUCUCUGGGCCGUCCACGCUGACCCAGACUUUGGGGGGAACCUGGUGCUCACCAAGCUGGACUCCAACAGCCUGUCCGUGGAGCACACCUGGGACACCACCUGCAAAAGUGACGAGGCAGAAGGGGCUUUUAUCAUCUGCGGCACCAUGUACGUGGUCUACAACUCGCAGUCUGGUGGACGUUCCACCAUUAAGUGCUUGUUUGACAUCCAUGACACCCUUCUAACCGACGAAGUGCCUUCGAUUUACUUCCCGAAGCGUUACACCAGCCACUCUGGCAUGCAGUACCACCCCAAAGAGAAGCAAGUCUACGCCUGGGAUGAUGGAUACCAGACCACUUACAAGCUGGACCUAAAGAAAAAAAAACAAGCCACCUAAAUCAGCAAGAAAUAGCAUACAUUUCUACGUAUGUGUUAUAACUGAUUAUUAAUGAUUUUUAAGGCGUUUACAACCUAAUUAAUAACCAUUAAUAAACUAAUUGUAAACCAUUUAUAAACCCUUUAUAAAGGUCUAAAGGUAAAAGUCUUAUUUUAAAGUGGUACCACAAUAUGUUUUACAAAGAAACAUAUUGUGUGGCCUCAGUAUAUUAUCUUGUGGCCAUGCUAUGAGAUAAUAUAUAUAAUAGUAUGUUUGGCCGUUUCCAUUUCCAUGAUAUUCAGGUAUGCUGUUACCAAUCAAAUGGACAAAAUUAUGUUUUUUUUUUUUAGACAGUAAAAACCUACAUAGACACACACACACACACACACACACACACACACAAACCUCAGGUCAGCAUACGAAGGCAUUCUAUUCUAUUUGUUACUCUGUCUUUUCCUGCCCUCUGCUGGUCAGUCAGCUCCAGUGCUGGUAAAGGGGCACUCAUUAAUACGUUUAUCAUUAUUAAUUCUACAGGUAUAUGUGUGGGAAUUGGUGAAGUGUUUUGACGUAACACAUUACUAAUGUUAUUAAUAAAGAGCAUUUAAAUAAAAAGUGAUUUAUUGGUGCAUAAUCUCUCUCUCUUUCUCUCUUUCUCUCUCUCUCUCUCAUCAGAU